AUGGCACACCUUAUGUUACUUGUCUUUUACAUUUUGAUCAGUAUUAUCUCCCUUCCAUUCCCUGGGGAUGCCAUUUCUAAUUGCAAUGGUCCAUGUAACACCCUAAAUGAUUGCGCCGGUCAGCUAAUCUGCAUUAACGGAAAGUGCAACGAUGACCCUGACGUCGGAACCCAUAUAUGUAGUAGCGGAGGACCCCCUUCCCCUUCUAACAAUUGUAUGCCCUACGGCACUCUUAUGUGCCAGGGCAAACGCUACCCUACUUAUUCUUGCUCCCCUCCGAUCUCCGCAUCCACACCGGCCAAACUUACCCUAAAUGAUUUCAGUCAAGGAGGGGAUGGUGGGGGUCCAUCGGAAUGCGACGAUCAAUUCCAUAGCAACACGGAACGCAUUGUUGCGUUGUCCACCGGAUGGUUUGCUAGAAAAUCACGGUGUCUUAAGAUGAUACGUAUUCAGGCUAGUAAUGGGAGAAGCGUGAUAGCAAAGGUGGUGGACGAGUGUGACUCGACUCGUGGUUGUGAUGAGGAGCAUGCAGGUCAGCCACCAUGCCCUAACAACAUUGUUGAUGGAUCAGAUGCUGUGUGGAAAGCUUUAGGCCUGAAUCAGGACUUGGGUGUAGUGGACGUUACUUGGUCCAUGGCCUAG
Messenger RNA from Ilex paraguariensis (yerba mate), 642 nucleotides. The record is from the annotation of a GenBank genome assembly. NCBI's taxonomy places the organism in Eukaryota, Viridiplantae, Streptophyta, Magnoliopsida, Aquifoliales, Aquifoliaceae.